Messenger RNA from Aspergillus pseudotamarii, 1308 nucleotides. RefSeq lists its product as uncharacterized. Bases 1 to 1308 code for a protein of 435 amino acids. Lineage: Eukaryota; Fungi; Ascomycota; Eurotiomycetes; Eurotiales; Aspergillaceae. The record is from RefSeq and is a predicted model, not a curated record. The transcript has 11 exons.
AUGGCCGAACAACCAUCAUCGCAUUCGGUUUCAUCCACCGAUAUAGCGGUAGAAAAUAAAGAGAAGCGGAUAUGGUAUCACUCGACGCUCUUCAAUGCCUUUGUCAUCGGUGGAGUGGGCUUUAUGGCGCCCGGCUUGUGGAAUGCGAUGAAUUCCUUGGGUGCUGGUGGCGCGCAGUCGCCGUUCUUGAUCAAUGCUGCCAAUGCGUUGGUUUUUGGCCUUAGGCAACGUUUGGUUUGUGCUUGUUGGAGCGGUAGCCUGUGGUUUGUCGUAAGUAUGAGAAAUCCGGUCGACAGCUAUCCAUUCUCUUACGCAACAACCAGGGCGGGUCUUUUCUGGGCUUCUGAGGGUGCUGUGGCAUUGGGAUAUCCGGAGCCAACAAAGCGGGGCAGAUAUAUGAAUUCUGCUGAAGCGAAGAGCAAAGGAAAGGUUGACUCACAGACUUAUCUCAUCUUCGUCGCAUUACAGUGCCUCUCCAUUCCCCUGGCGAUAUUUCUCUCGCCACCUGAGAAGGUCCAGCGUAGUGAUGGGAGUAAAGUGAGGAUUGUUCUGCAGGACUCAUGGCGUGCGGAGAUGCGGGAGCUUUGGAAGCUUUCUUUUCGAAGAGAAGUUCUUCUGCUGUUGCCGAUCUUCUGGGCGGCGUACUUUAACCAGUAUAGUGGAAACUUCACGACCUAUUACUUCGGUGUCAGAGCCCGUGCUUUGAUCGGCUUUGUCAGCAACUUCGCAAGGUUGUUAUCCUCGGGGAUGAUUAGUCGGUUCCUUGACUAUAGAGGAAUCACAAUCAAAAACCGGGUCACAUACAGUUUCUUCUACGUCAUCCUCGUACACAUCGCCACCUGGGUCUACGCCUGGGUAAUACAAGAGAAGUACACUGCGAACCCACCCUCAUACGACUGGUCCGACAAGGGCUUCACCGAGGGGCUCUUCGUUAUCCUUCUCUGGGAAUUCUCCCAACAAGCACUCCAAAACUGGCUCUACUACCUAGUCUCCACAAUGACCGACAACAUCUCAGAACUGGCCCGGUACUCUGGCGUCCUCCGUGGGCAGGAAAGUUUUGCCCAGGCCGUUUCAUUCGGCAUCAACACGAGAAACUGGUAUGGCGGACGAGUUCCCCUUGCUGUGAAUACUAUUUUGCUUGGUCUCGCGGCAUUCCCAACCUGGUUGGUUGUUAGGCGCUAUGCUCCUAUCGAGCAUGAUCAGCAAGCCACUGUAGGCCAAGAUGAAGAACAGGGCCCUGUACGACACUCUGUUGGUACGGACCAUGGGGAAAAGAAUAUAGUGAGGGAAACAGUUGAGGCGAAAUAA